GCGAAGAUAAAACCUUGGAUCCGGCUCCGGUGCUGAUGUUGUUAUCCACAGACGGGGUAUUAUGCCCCUUUUACAUGGUCAAUCAAAACCCGGGGGUCCGAUCUCUUCUGGUGACUCCUGAGUGUCUCUCUACAGAAGGGGAGAGAGCAACAAAAAUAGCAGUGAGCUUCAAGAACCGCUUCGACGCGCCGGUUCCUUCCGUCGCGACAAAGCCCAGCUUCGCUCCAGCAGGGUCCUCUGUCAAGGUCAACCUCAACGAAAAGUUCGCUGCUGCCGAGACUGCUGCCCCUCCUGCCAGCACCAGCCAAGGCUCUUCGGCCUUCCUCUUUCCCCCUGCUGCAAAAUCGACGCCCGUGGGACCCCUAGGCCUGGCCACGCCUCCUUCUGCCCCGAUAAAGGCUUCCACCCCUGUGACUUCCGCAAUGGUGCGUCCACCUCAAAGCGCUCCUGCAGCCACUGGCCUUCAGAAGACGGCCAAGAUAUCCCCAGCUGUGACAAAAUCAAGCCCUGCACAGAGUCGGCAGCAGCCGGCCGGUGUGGGGACAGAGAAGCAGCCCUGUCAGUGGAGAGAGAUGGAUCCUGUCAUCAUCGGAAUAAGAGAAGAGAUCGCCCAUUUCCAGAAAGAGAUGGAGGAACUCAAGGCUCGAACGGCCAAGGCCUCGUUUCAGGUGGGCAGCGAAGAGGAGAAGAAGAUGCUGCGUGUGGAGGCCAACGAGCUGCACACUUUCCUGCUGGAAAUCAAAGAGACCACAGAGUCCCUUCAUGGAGACAUCAGCCUUCUGAAGACCAAUUUGCUGGAAGGCUUUGCGGGGCUGGAGGAAGCCCGGGAGAAGGACGAGCAAGCCCACAACUCCGAGUACCUGCACCUGCUGUACAAGAAGCCUUUGGACCCCAAGAGCGAAGCCCAGCUUCAGGAAAUUCGUCGCUUGCAUCAAUACGUGAAGUUUGCCGUCCAAGAUGUGAACGACGUUCUGGAUUUAGAGUGGGAUCGGCACCUGGAACAGCAAAAGAAGCAGAAGCGUUUAGCUGUCCCCGAGCGAGAGACUCUCUUCAACGCCCUCACUAACAACCGGGAGAUCAUCAACCAGCAGAGGAAGAGGCUGAAGAAAUUGGUAGACGGCUUGUACGAACUCCGUCUUUACAACCAAGUGACGCAGUGGAGCCUGCCCUCUCCCAGUUCUUCUCACAGCGGCAUCCAGAGCCUGGAGAGCGAGCUGGAGAAUCUGAGCAACGCCUUGACGAAAGCCACCCUGGAAUCUUCCACCGAAGCCUCGUCCCCCUCCGCCGCUAAAUUGUCCCUCGUGAAGCAGACUCAGCUAAGGAAUUUCUUGUCCAAAAGACAGAUGCCCCCCGUCCACUCCAUGGCACCAGCAACACUGUCGCAGUCGGCUUUCCUGUCUCUGAGAUACGACGAAGACCUGGAUGAGAUUAGUUCCGCCUCUUCGGUUGCCCACUCCUUGGACAACGAGGACCCCGAAGCAGUGGAUCAGGAGGAAGUGGAGGUGGUCCCGGUCCCAGCGCCUCGUCACGCCCCGGUCAUCCGGACGCCUUCGGUCCAGCCUCCCCUGUUGCCGCAGCCCCCGCCUCUUGGCAAACCCCACAUCACAAUGGGCACCCUAAUGUCUGCCCCGAAACCCGUCCUCCCUGGGGCAGAGAACACCGUGUUGGCAACGAAGACUGUGAAACACAGAGCCCCCGUCCCCUCCGUCACUCUCCCAGCCCCCCAAGCUGCUGCGGAAGCUGCCUUGAGGAGACAGAUGGCAAACCAGAAUCCAGUGGUGAGCACCUCCCUGACCGAAUCGACUCUGAAGAACGUCCCUCAGGUGGUCAAUGUCCGAGAGCUGAAAAGCAGUGGGUCUCCCCCAACAGUUUCUGCAGCCAUGGGCUCGUCAGUUCCUCAAACUGCUGCUCAAGGUGUCCAUCAGGUUUUGGCAACCAAUCAAGUCCACCAGGGGCCCCCGUCAAGCACCCUGAAGGCGUUGACGCCACCCAGCUCAGCAGGGGCGACCGUAGCGUCCACCAGCCAGACCCCAGUCGGGAAAAAGAAUUCAGGCUCCACAAAGGCUGUUGCAGCUGUCGCCACGCCGGCAGUGACGUCCAUCUCGGCCGCAGCUUCCCAAUUCAGCAAGGACUUCACGUUCGCCCCAUCAGGGCCUGGGUUUAACUUUGCUGCGGUCCCUGUUUCGGCUGCGACGUCGGCCUCUUCUGCUUUGGCAGCGGCCAGUUCGACGGCCGGUGGCAUCUUUGGCAACGUCCACGUGGUCCAUCCUGGCCCUCCCAGCCUCUUCGGUCUCGCAGCACCGGCGGGCGGUGGGAAGACUCCGUUUGCCUUUGGGGGUCCUCAGGCCAGCGCCCCCCAAGCGUCAUCUUCCUCGUCUCCGGCCCUCCCGCCGUCCACCACGGCCCUCUCCUUUGGGAGUCUCUUGAGCUCUGCAGCCACGCCGAGUAAGGGAGAGGAAGACGUCCAAACGAGCCCUCCCGAGAAGCCGCCUCUGGCCGAGGGGGCCGCGUUGCCCACGGCACAGGAUGACCCCCAGCCCUCUGUCCUGGCCCCUGAGCAGCGUCCGGCAGAAGCGGCCCCUGUAGCAGCUGCAGAGACCAAAGGAGGGCAGCCGACUGCUCCUUCGGAAGCCACACCUGGCAAAGAGCCGAGUCCCACUUCGGCGCCUGGCGAGCCCAAGACCGAGGGGCUUCUUCCUCCGGAGGGCCCUGCAGAAGAGCAGCCCCCGGCCUCCUCGCCUCCAGUGGCCGUCAGUUCCCAAGUCACGGAACCCACGGCCUCCUCUGCAAACACAGCAGCGUGCACCUCCGGCUCGGCCUUCAGCCAGCCCACCGCUGCGGGCUUGACCAACCCUUCUGCUCCACCCGUCUUUGGUCAGGUCUCUGCGGAAGGCCUCCCGGUCUCCUCUCCCUUCGGCCAACCUCCGGCCACCUGCCCGUCUUCCUCAGCCGCCGCUACUGGGUUCAAUACCUCGGUCUUCGGGACCGCAGCCACCCAGGGCUUCGGCCAGUUGGCGUUUGGACAAGCCCCUGUUUUUGGCCAAUCCGGCAACACAUCGAGCGGCUUUGCGUUCAACCAGACGGGCUUUGGAGCUCCUCUGACUUUUGGGCAGGCGGCGGCUUCCGCCACCCCGGCGUCCAGCAGCGGGAACGUCUUUGGGGCAGCGUCCAGCACCAGCACGGCCAGCUCCUUCUCCUUUGGACAGCCUUUAACCGCUUCUGGACUUUACGAUCCAAGCAGCGCCCCUGUGUUCGGGCAGAGUUCCGGCUUUGGACAGAGCGGGGCCAUCUUUGCCAGUCCAGCGUCCAUGACCACCACCACCCCAACCUCUUCGGCUGGGUUCAGCUUUUGUCAAGCUUCCGCGUUUGGUUCCAGCAGCCCAAGUACCGUAUUUGGCCAAGCCACCAACGCCAGCGGGACCCUCUUCGGCCAGCCAUCCUCUUCUGGCGGGGGUCCGUUUGGAUCCGGCAGUGGUGGGAGAACGGGGGGCUUUUUCAGCGGCCUGGGCGGGAAACCGAGUCACGAGGCGGCCAACAAGAACCCCUUCGGUUUCACCAGCAGCAGUUUUGGCUCAUCAGCCAGUCAAAAUACAUCGACUCUUUUUGGAAACAGCGGCGCCAAAAGUUUUGGGUUUGGCACCGCUUCCUUUGGCGAGCAAAAGCAGAUGGGCACCUUCAGCUCCAGUGGGGGAAGCGUCGCAUCCCAGGGCUUUGGGUUCUCCAGCCCCACCAAAACAGGUGGCUUCGGAGCUGCUCCAGUGUUCGGCAGCCCUCCCACUUUUGGGGGUUCCCCCGGGUUCGGAGGGGUGCCAGCAUUCGGUUCAGCCCCAGCCUUUUCAAGUCCUCUGGGCUCGGCGGGAGGCAAAGUGUUCGGUGAAGGGACCGCGGCGGCCAACACGGGCGGAUUCGGCUUCGGCAGCACGGCCAGCACCGUCUCCUUCGGCACACUGGCGAGUCAGAACACCCCCACCUUCGGCUCCCUCUCUCAGCAGCCUACAGGUUUUGGCACACAGGGCAGCGGCUUCACUGGCUUUGGGUCCAGCGGAGGAGGAUUUGUCUUCGGAUCAUCGAAUGCAUCCCCCUCGGGAUUCAGCGGCUGGAGAAGCUGAACAGACGACGGCUCUUUCGCUGUUCUGGGACUCUUCUUUUUUU
Messenger RNA from Protobothrops mucrosquamatus (brown spotted pit viper), 4152 nucleotides. Its product is annotated as nuclear pore complex protein Nup214-like. Gene Ontology annotation, cellular component: nuclear pore. The transcript is spliced from 27 exons. Gene Ontology annotation, biological process: RNA export from nucleus; protein import into nucleus. Gene Ontology annotation, molecular function: structural constituent of nuclear pore. The record is from RefSeq and is a predicted model, not a curated record. Lineage: Eukaryota; Metazoa; Chordata; Lepidosauria; Squamata; Viperidae. The annotation marks the transcript as partial.